CCGCCAGGCUGCUCGCCUCUCAGACAGGCCUUCGCUUUGCCGUCGCGGCGCUCCGCCCCCUGCCCCUGGUUCCAGCAGCCUGGACGGGCGACGCCGGGUGACCGAAGCGCGAGAGUUAAGCGGGUGGGAAGGUGUGAGCCGCAAAGCCAGAGGAGGGCGGGAAGGAGGAAGAGGAGGCGCCGGGGUGGUCAGGGAGCCUGGGGGUUCUGCCAGCAGAGGUUCCUCGGCCACCGGACUGACUGACGGGCUGACUGCCUGCGGCGGCCUCCGGUCCGGACGCUUGGAACGGUGCGGCGCGGUGAGCGGAGCCAUGGCCUCCGGUGGAUAUAACCCAUAUAUUGAGAUAAUUGAACAACCCAGGCAAAGAGGAAUGCGUUUUCGAUACAAAUGUGAAGGACGAUCAGCAGGCAGCAUUCCAGGGGAGCACAGCACAGACAACAACCGAACAUACCCAUCCAUCCAGAUUAUGAACUAUUAUGGAAAAGGAAAAGUGAGAAUUACAUUAGUAACAAAGAACGACCCAUAUAAACCUCAUCCUCAUGAUUUAGUAGGAAAAGACUGCAGAGAUGGCUACUAUGAAGCAGAAUUUGGACAAGAACGCAGACCUUUGUUUUUUCAAAAUUUGGGUAUCCGAUGUGUAAAAAAAAAGGAAGUCAAAGAAGCUAUUAUUUCAAGAAUAAGAGCAGGAAUCAAUCCUUUCAAUGUCCCUGAACAACAGCUGCUUGAUAUUGAAGAUUGCGACCUCAAUGUGGUGAGAUUAUGUUUUCAAGUUUUCCUCCCUGAUGAACAUGGUAAUUUGACAACUGCUCUACCUCCUCUGGUCUCUAACCCAAUUUAUGACAACCGUGCUCCUAAUACUGCAGAAUUAAGGAUUUGUCGUGUGAACAAGAACUGUGGAAGUGUCAGAGGAGGAGAUGAAAUAUUUCUACUCUGUGAUAAAGUUCAGAAAGAUGACAUAGAAGUUCGGUUUGUGUUGAACGAUUGGGAAGCAAAAGGUAUCUUUUCACAAGCUGAUGUACACCGUCAAGUAGCCAUUGUUUUCAAGACUCCACCAUAUUGCAAAGCAAUAACGGAACCUGUAACAGUAAAAAUGCAGUUGCGGAGACCUUCUGACCAGGAAGUCAGUGAAUCUAUGGAUUUUAGAUAUCUGCCGGAUGAAAAAGAUACAUAUGGCAAUAAAGCAAAGAAGCAAAAAACAAGUCUACUCUUCCAGAAACUGUGGCAGGAUUGUGGAGUUACUUUUCCUGAAAGACCUAGACCUAGCCCCCUAGGAUCAACUGGAGAAGGAAGAUUCAUCAAAAAAGAAUCAAACUUGUUUUCUCAUGGUGCAGUUCUGACAGAAACAUCCAGGCCAGUUUCCAGUCAAGCAGAAUCCUACUAUUCCUCAUCUGUGUCCGUCUCAAGUGCAUUGUCACAUCAUGCUUCACCCAUACCCCCAGUGGUACCUCAGCCUUCUUCAAGCUGGUCAUCAGUGGCCCACUCCACCUCACGCUCAGUGAAUACGAAUUCACUGAGCAGUUUUUCAACAGGGACACUUUCCUCUAAUUCACAAGUUAUCUCACCAUUCCUGGAUAUGUCUGUGAGUGAUUUGAAUGCUUCUAGUACCUGCAUUUAUAACAAUACUAAUGACAUAGGCAGAAUGGAAGCAUCAUCCGUGUCACCAGCUGACUUAUAUGGUAUUUCUGAUGCCAGCAUGCUGCCUAAUUGCCCUGUGAAUAUGAUACCGCCCAGUAAUGACAGCAUGAGGGAGACUGAUAAUCCGAGACUUGUGAGCAUGAAUCUUGAAAACCCUUCCUGUAAUUCAUUUUUAGACCCAAGAGACUUGAGACAGCUCCAUCAGAUGUCCUCUUCCAGUAUGUCAGCAGUCGCCAGUUCCAGUACUACUGCUUUUGUCGCACAAUCAGAGGCAUUUGAGGGAUCUGACUUUACUUGUGCAGAUAACAGUAUGAUAAAUGAGUCAGGACCAUCAAACGGUACUAAUCCAAACAGUCAUAGUUUUGUUCAAAAUAGUCAGUAUUCAGGUAUUGGUACUAUGCAGAAUGAGCAACUGAGUGACUCAUUUGCACUUGGAUUUUUUCCAAGGUAACUUGUAAUGUUUAAAUGGUGAACAAGAAUUAAGUCUAAGGUUUGCAACCAUUUUGAUAUUCCGUAUAUAGAUUCUGUGUUCUAUAUUUCUCUGAAACUAUAACACAAGGAUCAACUGUAAUUAUAACUUUAGAUAUGUAGGGGAUUCCUCUAAGUCUUGGCUUGGGAGCUUCUCAUUUUGCUGGCAGAAUUUGUUGGGAUGUAAUGAAAGAUGAAUGCUCAGUGCUUAAAGCUGCAGCUGAAAGAGGGAUGAACUCAUUCCCCAACUUCACGAAGAGCUAGAAAAAGUCCGGCACUUACAGAUGACUUAUGCUUUAAAAGUAGAUAAUCCACACAGACUGAACUUCUAGGCUAUGAUGCAUUGUGAAAUCCUACAUGCAAAGAAUGUUUAUUUAAACUAGUACAUAUUUCAGCCCAGGUUAAAUUAUGUGACCAUAGAAAGUGUAUGAUGAAUCUGUGACAUGUUAAAUAUUGAAUAAAAUCAGUUUCUCCAUUAAAAAAAAAAAACAAUUUUGAGUAUGUAGAAUACAAAGUUGGAAACUGUCAUAAAAGGAAAAUUCUCAAAUAGUCAUUUAAAAGGGCUUUAGUAUCGGGGAGGGUAUAGCUCACUGGUAGAGUGCAUGCUUAGCAUGCACGAGGUCCUGAGUUCAAUCCCCAGUACCUCCAUUAAAAUAAAUAGAUAAAUAAAUAAACCUAACCCCCCCAAAAAAACAACCCCUAAAAAUAAAUAAAUAAAUAAAAGUUUUACUGUUUCUUCUUUUGAAACACGUGACCUGAUACUGUGUGUGGUGGGAAUUCUGUCUUGAGAGUCCUGCCGCAUUUUCCCAGGACAGACUUAGGAGAACAUUAAAGCAAGGCUCCAGGUUCUCCAGAUACACUUUUAAGAAAAAUUUUUUUUAAUUCUUUUUUAUUGAAGUGUAGUCGAUUCACAAUGUUAGUUUGAGGUGCAGCAAAACAAUUCAGUUGUACAUAUACAUAGAUAUAUUUUUUUCAGAUUAUUUUCCAUUACACCUUAUUACAAGAAAUUGAAUAUAAUUCCCUAUGCUAUACAGUAGGUCCUUGUUGUUUAUCUACUUUAUAUAUAUAGUAAUGUGUACCAGAUACACUUUUUUAUACUUCUUUUAUAAUGUAUUCUUAAUUAAAUGAAUUAACUGAUAUUUGCUUCUAAGCAAAUUUAAGGUAAAACCUGUAAUGGCUAUGCCAUUGGAAAAAUUAAUUUCUUCUUAUUUUUGAGGCCCCUGGGCCAAGGUGACCCCUAAGGGGUUUUCUGAGGCUUCUUGGAGUUUCUUAGAUUUAUAUGUAAAUCAAAAUUUCUUUUAAAUGCUAAGCUGGGCAGAAGGCAGUUGAAGUAAGCUUUCAAGGUGAUGGAAGGUUCUCUACAUUUUGGACUAUUUAAAUCCAUACCUUUUAAAAUUCCUUAUGAUUUUAGCUCUACACUCAUGUUUUUAAGGGGAAGAAGUUUUCUCUCUUACGUGUCCACACUCACUGUGAUCUCAUCCAAUUUCAUGCUGUCAACUCCCACAUUUUACCCCUAGCUUAGACCCAUCCCCUGAACUCCAGAGUUGGGGCAUAUGCCUGUGUGUAAAACUGCCUAUUUGAUAUCUCCAUGUGGAAAUCUAAUUAAAGCUCCACUCAACAUAUCCAGAGCCGAGUUCUUGAUCUUCCCUCCCAAACUUGCUUAUUCUUCAGUCUUCCUCAGCUGAUUAAAUGGCAAUGCCAUGUUUCUAGUUGCUCCGGCCCAAAACAAUGGAGUCAUCUUUGAUUCUUCUAUCUUGCAUAUCCAGUCCAUCAGGAAAUCCACUUGGCCCUACCUUCAAAAUGUGUCCAAAGCCGACCACCUCUUUUGAUCUCUACUGUUAACAUCCUGUUCCAGGCCACCAUCAUCUCUUGCCUAGAUUGACGCUAUAGUUUUCAAAACUCUCUUUACAUCCUUGCAGUCCUACAAUCUGUUCUGCCUGAAGUAGCCAGAGUGAUUUUUUUAAAACAAGUCAGAAUCAUAGUCAUCCGCUCAAAACCAUCCAGUGGCUCUCUAAGACCAAAAUCCUUAAAAUUAGCAGGCCCGCACUCCCUCUCCUGCCCUCCUCCACUACCGUUUCUCCCAUCUCAUUCAGCUCUGGGCACUCUCUGGUCUGUGUUCAUCCACAAAAGCACUGUGGACACUCCUGCCUUAGACCCUUUGUACUUGGUGUUCCCUCUGCCUUAAAUGUCUACCCUCAGAUACAUGCAUAGCUCACUCCCUAGUCCUUCAGUCUCACUCAGCUGUCGUUUGAUCAAGGCCUUUCUUGACUAUGUAUACAUUGGCAUUCCAUGCCCCCCCUCCUUUAAAUUUGUCCACAGCACUUACCAAGAUCUGACUCUAUUAAGCAUUUGUUUCUAUUUGUUUUCCUAUAUUGGAAUAUAAGCUCCGUGAGGGCAAAAUUUUGUGUUUUGCUUGUUGAAUCCUACAUUUGUAGAACAGUGUCUGCCUCAUAUUAAGCACUCAGUAAAUAUUUAUUGAAUGUUCAAAGAACUACUAAUAGAACCUUAGUUUUUGAAAGAGAGAAUAGCUUUAUUAGAAUGUUUAUGAUUUUUAUAGUUGUGUUUAAUGUGACAUUGGGUUUAUUGUAUCAGAAUCAUGUACAUUCAGGUAGAGGAUUAAUAAUGAAGACCCAAAUUGUUUGAAAGCAGAGUAAUUCCAGUGGCAAAAUGAUUGUAGCAUUUGGGCAAUAAUCUUAACUGUGAUGGAAUUAUCAUGACGCUAAGUAACUUAUUAAAGACUUAGUUUAUUUUACAACUAGAACCGACUAUAAAUGUUGAGUAUAUUCUUAGCUAGAAAAAAUUUCACUUAUAUAGUAUCCAACCAAACCAUAAAUUUACUGGGGCAAAUAAAACUAGCCAGUUUGGUCAAAAUGGGCAAUAUAUGCAUGCCAUUAAAAUUCUGAGUUGAAUGAAACUGGGAAAUGAGAAGGAGAGCAAGACAAGACUUGGGAUCAGGACAGUUUGAGAAGCAAAAGAUGAUUAAAGGACCUAAGUAUCAUUAAUAUUUCUCAGAAAUUAUGAUUUCAAAAUGAAACAUUUCUGUUAAAUAACUUUAAAAAUCAUAAGCAUACAACAUACUUUAGUAAAACUUACCAGGAAUGAAGAAACCUGAAGGCAUAGUUUCUUGUUCAAAAUAUGAACCCAGAAUAGCUCCAGAUAGUGGCUUAUAGAUGGAGAACCUUUUUUAAAAUACAAAAUCCUAUGAUUUUGUAUUAAUUAGCACUUACCAGCUUUAACACUGAUCGUUAGGAUAUCUAAAUGAAUGGAUUUUUUAAAUUAAACAAUUGACUUAUUUUGUAGGGUGUAAGCUGAAUUAAGUUCCUGUUACCUUUGUGUUCAGAGUAUAUCAAAUGGAUUUUUCAUUUUUCAGGUGCUAUUUAUGGAUCAUAGAUUUUAUAAUUUUAAAAAUCGGCAACUUGCUUCUUCUUUUUCUUUAAAUGUAUUUACACUUUCAGCUGCUCUUACAAUACCACUUUCAGCUUUGAGGAAAAGAUGACCUCUACUUUUAAGCUCUGCUUGUGCGCUGGGUCCCUCCUCCUUUCUCCCCAUCUUGUUUCUGUACCCUCCUGUCACCGUUUAGUGCUUUUCUGUGUAUACACAUGGUAGACGUUUUCUCCAGCCUAAAAAAGGUGAACACCUUUCCUACCAUCCUCAUGCUGCUUCCUGUCACAUUCAGACGCAUGAAAUGCUUUCAGCCUCCAUUUCCUCACUUCUCAUUCUUUAGCCCAUCAGUCGUUCACUUUUAUCUCCUACCAUUUUCAUAUAAUAUUCUGGGAAGAGUGACCAGAGACACCUCUCUUGUCAAAUCUAGUGUCUUUUUUUUUUAUCAGUCCUCACCCUGCUUGACCUACCCAUCCUCUUGACAUCCUUGGAUGCUCCUCCAAGGUUUCUGUGGUAGACAGGAUUCCCGUCUGAGGUUGAUUUUCUUUCCAGAGUCUCAGCCCCCAUCCUCAGUUGGUGCUGUUUCCCCCCGGGUGACCUCGUCAGUGCUCAGAAUGCUUCACCUUUCUCUCACGGUACCUGAAUGCCUUUACAAACUGGCUGCUCCUGUUGCAAGUCUCCACUAUCAUUAAUGGCAUUACUAUUUACCCUGCCGUCCAAGCAAGAUAUUUAAUAGGAAUCUCAAAAUCAUACUUUAUUUUUUUUCUCCUUCACACUCCCUCAAGAGUUACCAAGUCCUUUUGGGUCUGCCUCCUAAAAAUCUCUUGCAUUUGUCCUUCCUUCAUUCUUGCUGCUUUCUUAGUGUAGACCUUCAUUUUUUCCCCAACAAGAAUCUUUUCUCUAUUGCUCCAGUUAAAAAUACCCCAUUCCUCGCUAUACCAUACCAUAUAGAUAGUACCCCCUGAAAAAACUUUCAGGCCACUAGGCCUCCAUGCCUUUAACAUAUUAUCCACUCUGCCUCUGCUCUUUACAGCCACAACAGAUGGUCUUUAAGACGAGGCUUCUCCUCUGAAGUUUGGUCAUUCCUCCCUAUCUGAGUACAGCUUUGUUCAUGCCCCUAUUGCAGAACUCCUCACUGAAUAAUACAGUUAUUUAAAGUCUGUCUUAUUCACCUUUGGGACUCCAUCACUUAGCACAAUCCCUGUCAUAGUUGGUGCUGAGUAAAUAGCAGUAUUAUUAGAGAGGGAAGGGUGAAAUUGACAUAGGAGUCAUUAUAGAAAAUGUGGACAAGGGUAUGGUUUUCAAAGGGAAAAGCAGUGAUGCCGGGAUUACCAGACUCGUGAAAUACUUUUCUCUCUCUCUCCUGUAGUGUCAGCUGUAUUUGGUAGAAAUUUUAUAGUUACUAAGACUGUUUCGUAUCUCGGACCUUGCUGCUUCUCUCUCUGUUGUAUCUGUCAGGUUUAAUCUUAAUUCUCCCUUGGUGUAUUUUCUUAGCACCUUACCCUGGCACUGAAACUCCAGUAUUUAUGUAAUCAGUCACCUAUCACAUUUUUGAAUAUCUAAUGUGCAAAGCCACCAUAUCAGAUGCUAGAAAUGACACAGGUGAAUGAGACCAGUCUUACUCUCAAAGAUAUCAGUCUUUUUCUUUUGAGGGAUAACCUAUACAGUAAAGUGGACUAAUUUUAAGUGUACAGCUUGAUGAAUUUUUACAUAUGUAAAUAAUCAUAUCUGGCUCCCCAGAAGUUUCCUUCAUAUCCCUCCCCAAUCUACUUUCUCCUCAAAAUCACUAUUCUGAUUUCUGUCACCAGAACCCACUGUCUUAAUGGCAUUUUACAUUGGUAACUGGGAUUCCCUACUCAAAACCUUAGUGAACAAAAACAGCUGGGUUGUCAAUUUCUAACUUAAUACUUCAGAAAAACUAAUUAUACCUAGCCCAUGUUAGGAGAGACUUGGAAUUGAUGAUCCAGGCUGCCUAAUAGCACCAAAUAAUUUGUUGUAUUAUAUCAUAAAUUGAUUUAUUGAGGGAUGAAAAAUAACUUUGUGAUGUUAAAUAACAUAAAGAAAUGGAAAGAAUAAGUAAUUUUUAAUCAAAACAUCUGGAUUUGCAUCUUCAGCUCUGCCACUUAGAAGUUAUGUAAUAUUUAGCACUUUACUGUGGGCCUCUCCCAAAUAUAAAAUGCAUAUAAUUCCCAGCCUACUUACCUCACAAAGUGUAUUGUAUUAAAUAAAAUAAUGCAUAAGAAGCAAUGCUGUAAAAUAUACAGUGCUAAUCAAACAUUGUUAAUAAACCGACAUCUGCAUAGAUCCUGUAGCCUUGAUUAAUCUCUAAUCCAAACAUUUCUUCCAGUUAGCAGAGUGACAGAAAUCACUAUGGAUUCGACUCUUUAGUAACAAACCCGAGAUGAGUUUCUCUUUAGAGUGGCUAGCUGGAAGGCCUUCAUUUGGCCUUAUUCUUUCCAGACCAUUUCCUAUUAUAUAGUGAAGAUAAAGUCAGUAACUUCCAAUUCUGAAAUUCUAUGAUUCUUAAUUUCUUUACCAAAGUUGACUAUGAAUUGGGAGUAAUACGACUAUCUUACUAAAAAGGAGGCUCAUCAUAGCUAAUGAAGUGGCUACUGAAAGAUUUAUGAUGUGUUUUGUUUCUGGAGAUUGAGUAUGAGAGGGACAAAAUUAAGGUGCUUUUUGCAUCACAUAUAAUAGAAAAUUUCAUGCUGUUUAACAUUAAAGCCUAGGAGUGGGUAGUGAAUCAGAGAGAAAUGUAUGGGUUGUCUGUAUCCAUUUUAUGCCUUUGUUUGCCUACGAUCUAGUCAAAUUAAUAUUUUAACUAAUAUAUCUUAGCAGAGUUUAAAGUACAGACUUAACAUCAGUGGCUAAGAUCAAAUCUCAAGCGUAAUCAUGUCUGUAAUAUUUUUUCAUGCAUUCAAAAAUAUAGACCAGAAAAUCCCCCAAAACUAAAAAGCCCCAAACCAAAGACCAUCAUGUCCCCACUACCCUCACUAAUAAAACAGAUACAAUUUUUAAGCAAUAUUUCUUCUAAAUGAUUUUUUCUAUUCUAAAUGUCCAUGGCUUUAGGAAAAAAUACCACCUGCUAGUAAUUAUUUAAAAGGAGUAGAAUUUAUCAUACCCUAAUAUUCUUAUCUCUUACUUCUACAACUUCAGUUUACUAUUGGACUUUUAAAAAAGUUUAAAGAAUUACCAAAAAUUCAUCAAACCCCUAUGUGUGAAGAGUAAUAUACAGUAAUUAGUACAAAAUGUUGGUAUUUUAGUAUAUCAAGUUUUCAGGAAUAUUAGCAGAUAAAUAAAAUAUAAAUUUUUGUUAGAAGUAUCAAACAUUCAUCUUGCCUAUUUUUCUUCUUAAAUUUUAAUCAACAACAUUACAGCUUUGCAUAAAAUGUAAUAAAAAAUAGAUAAGUUGGAGUAUUUAGGGGUCUCCUUGUGGAAUUCAGUUUCAGAAGACUUUGUUGGUAACACACCUGAUUUUAUUGGAUAAUUAGCUGAAAAUGGUGGUCACUGGUGCACAGUUCAGGUAGCUUUGAGUUGGAAAGGAAAACAAAGUAUUUGGGUAUUGGGCAUUCUUAAACGCAUGGUUCAGAUCAGAUGAACCCUUUUCAAGAUGACUUCCAUUUUAAAAGAAUGUACUUAACAAUACUAUUGACUAUGAUGAAUCCAGAUCCCUGCAGAAUGGCACUAUUCCAGUUUUUUAAACUGUUCUGAGUGUUUUUAUAUAGUUAUUAAUGACUGUAAUGAAUCUGAAAAAAACUGAUUUUUAAAAGUUCUCAGGUACUGUUUAAUUAUUUAAGCUUAAGUGUGAUAUCAAGAUGUAAUCAUUUUUAAAAUGUCAAAAUACCUUCUAUUGUACAGAAUAUUUUAUUACCUUUGUAUGUAAUACCUUGUAUACAGUGAUUUUUUUCCUUGGAAAUAUAAUAAAUGGAAAAAAUUCUAAAACCCUUACAA
Camelus dromedarius (Arabian camel) is the source of this 9435-nucleotide messenger RNA. RefSeq names its product REL proto-oncogene, NF-kB subunit (gene REL). Bases 311 to 2086 code for a protein of 591 amino acids. The record is from RefSeq and is a predicted model, not a curated record. The transcript is spliced from 10 exons. Gene Ontology annotation, biological process: cellular response to stress; canonical NF-kappaB signal transduction; non-canonical NF-kappaB signal transduction. NCBI's taxonomy places the organism in Eukaryota, Metazoa, Chordata, Mammalia, Artiodactyla, Camelidae. Gene Ontology annotation, molecular function: RNA polymerase II cis-regulatory region sequence-specific DNA binding; DNA-binding transcription factor activity, RNA polymerase II-specific. Gene Ontology annotation, cellular component: cytoplasm.